This is a messenger RNA of Bacidia gigantensis, 1020 nucleotides long. RefSeq lists its product as uncharacterized. The transcript has a single exon. The coding region runs from base 1 to 1020 and encodes 339 amino acids. NCBI's taxonomy places the organism in Eukaryota, Fungi, Ascomycota, Lecanoromycetes, Lecanorales, Ramalinaceae. The record is from RefSeq and is a predicted model, not a curated record.
AUGGCGGGUAUCGUCAAGUUUCCAAGCGAAAGCCCGAAGUCGCAAUGGACCAGCGUGAAAAUAUCCCAGGAGGAGAGAAGCUCUGGUUCGACAAGUCUUGAAAAUGUUCAACUAGGUGUUGAACAAUUCCAGAAGAACGGAUUUGUCGUUAUUGAGAAUGCAAUUCCGCACGAUCUUCUCGACCAGCUUAAUCAGAGGAUGGUUGAAGAAACGGCAAUUUCAUUAGCUUGGCCACGAGUACAAUACAACCAUGGUGUCAAGCAUAAGAACAUUUCUCAGACCCCACCCCUGUCCCAAGAUUUCGUUCACGAAGAUAUAUGGGCUAAUCGCCACGCAAUCGCAAUAAUCGAGAACAUUCUUGGUCCACGUCCCGAACUAUCAUUCAUCAGCAGCAACAUCGCCUUGCCGGGUGGUAUUGGACGACAAGCCGUCCACUCCGACGCCUACCACGACCACCUUCCAUUCCCCUUCUCCAUCGAGAUCUACAUCUUCCUUUCUGACGCUUCUGCUCACAACGGCGCCACGGAGGUAUGGCUCGGCACCCACGAAGGUUACGGCAAGAAAGAUCACAUUGGCCAUGAGCGAGGCUGGAUUCCGAAGCACCUCCUCAAUCAACGUGCUGAGAUUUCUCCUCCAAUCCAGCCCACAGUACCCAAGGGGUCGGUCUGUAUGCGAGAUCUACGCCUAUGGCAUGCUGGUAUGCCCAACUAUACGCAAGAUCCGAGAGUCAUGCUGGCAUUCAUUUACUUUCCUCGAUGGUAUAGAUCCCAUAUGCACUUGACAUUACCUAAGGAGGUCAAAUCGAAGAUAGAGACUUGGAAUCAUGUUGCGGUUAAAGCAGAGUACGUCGAUGGUCCUAUGGACCAUCUGAAACAUCGACUCAAAAUGAACUUCACCCAGAUGCAGAAUAAAGGCUUGUUUGAGAGUCGAGUCGAGACGGAUGAGAAGAUGGGAAAGCCAAAGGAGGUGGAUGUGGAGCCUACGGAAGAGAACUAUUGGAUACCAGCCGGAGCUGUGUAG